Spirodela intermedia is the source of this 1146-nucleotide messenger RNA. The record is from the annotation of a GenBank genome assembly. NCBI's taxonomy places the organism in Eukaryota, Viridiplantae, Streptophyta, Magnoliopsida, Alismatales, Araceae.
AUGGCUCCUCUCAUCUCAGCCAUCUCUCUCCUUCUCCUGCUCGCAGCGUCAAGCGGCGCCAUGGGGCAGGGCACCAGAGUGGGUUUCUACAGCACCACCUGCCCUAGAGCGGAGGCCAUUGUCAGGUCCACCGUGAGGUCGCACCUCGCCGCCGACCGCACCCUGGCCGCCGGCCUGCUGAGGAUGCACUUCCACGACUGCUUCGUGCAGGGCUGCGACGCCUCCAUCCUCAUCGACGGGCCUUCCUCGGAGAAGACGGCGCCGCCUAACCUCUCCGUUAGGGGUUACGAGGUCAUCGACGACGCCAAGACCCAGCUCGAGGCCGCCUGCCCCGGCAUCGUCUCCUGCGCAGACAUCCUCGCCCUUGCCGCUCGCGACUCCGUCGCACUGGUACUUAACAAAAGAUUGAUUUCAUUGAUCGAUUGAUUGGCUUGAUCCUGAUCUGAUUCGUCCCGUUUUUCUGGUGGGCUGCAGACGGGAGGUCCGAGCUGGGGAGUGCCAACCGGACGGCGAGAUGGGACCGUCUCCUCCGCCUCCGACGUCGACCUCCCCUCUUUCACCGACUCCGUCGACUCCCAGAAGCUCCAGUUCUCUCAGAGAGGCCUCACCACCAAGGACCUCGUCACUCUCGUCGGUAAGCACCCUCAGAAAGAAGCUCACCAAGAGAGAGAGAGAGAGAGGCGUCACCGGACCAAUCUGACUCGGGAAUUAUGGGAUGAAACAGGGGCACACACUCUGGGAACAGCGCAGUGUCAGUUCUUCAGGUACAGGCUCUUCAACUUCACCAGCGACGGUGGGCCCGACCCGACCAUCGACGGCGAGUUCCUCACGCAGCUGCGGACUCUCUGCCCCGCCGACGGCGACGGUACCAGGCGGGUGGCGCUGGACAGCGGCAGCGAAGGGAACUUCGACCUGAGCUACUUCAACAACUUGCGCGGAGGGAGGGGGGUGCUGGAGUCGGACCAGAGCCUCUUCUCCGACGCCUCCACCAGGAGGUUCGUCCAGGGCUACACCGGCCUCCUUGCAGGCCUGGUUGGGACCUUCCGCGUCGAGUUUGGGGUCUCCAUGGUUAAGAUGAGCAACAUCGGAGUGAAAACCGGCAACCUUGGGGAGAUCCGCAGAGUCUGCUCCUCCAUCAACUCCUAA